Molecule: messenger RNA, 2424 nt
Organism: Gavialis gangeticus (Gharial)
Lineage: Eukaryota; Metazoa; Chordata; Crocodylia; Gavialidae
Gene: ZC3H14
Product: zinc finger CCCH-type containing 14
Exons: 15
Coding region: 50-2146 (698 amino acids)
Biological process (GO): regulation of mRNA stability
Cellular component (GO): cytoplasm; nucleus
Molecular function (GO): poly(A) binding; metal ion binding
Source: RefSeq, a predicted model, not a curated record
GGUUUAUUCUUUCCUUUUCUAAUUAGAUGAAGAGCUUCCUGAUUAUAUCAUGGUCAUGGUUGCCAAUAAGAAGAGUCAGGAACAGAUGACAGAGGAUCUUUCUCUUUUCCUCGGGAACAACACUGUCAGGUUUACUGUAUGGCUCCAUGGUGUGUUGGAUAAACUUAGAUCUGUAACUACUGAACCAACUAGCCUAAAAUCCUCAGAAUCUAGCAUCUUUGAGAGCAGCUUGCCUCCCAGCAAAAACAGUUCAGGUGGGAGUGAUGAGAGAAGACGUGAGGAAAUCUUACAGCCUCUUACAGUCUCCAACUCUCGGUCUGAAAGAAAUGACUCACGAGUUUCAACCAGCUCACAAGAGCAAAGAGCCAAUGCUGUACGGCAGUCUUGUGAAGAUGGAUCUGCAUCCCGCUUGAUGUCAACAGUCAAGCCCCUGAGGGAGUUGUCACCUUCUGAAGCUGUGAUUGACAUUAAACCCGAACCAGAUGAUCUCAUUGAUGAAGACCUAAAUUUUGUUCAGGAAAAUCCAUUGUCACGGAAGAAACCUAUUGUAACUGUAACUUACGGCUCUUCUCGUCCUGCUGCUGAAAUCUACAGACCACCAGCUAGCAGAAGUACAGAUGCCGGCAUGCACUUAAACAGAUUGCUGCAGCAAGGUGGCCAACAGGGAGCCAGGCAGUUAGACAUGCAAAGCUGCAGGUCUUUGGAGGCAAUCCAGCUAUGCAAUCCAGAAGCAUUUGGCAGCUUAGCAGAGAGUUACAGGCCUGCCUCCAAACUGAGUGCUGAUAAAAUAAGCAAUGAGUUGCAGGAAGAAAGCUCCAGGAAGAGAAAAUUGCCAGUUAUAAGUUCAGUGGUCAAAGUGAAAAAAUUCAGUAAUGAUGGAGAAGAGGAGGAGGAAGAAGAAGACUGUGGGUUACGGAUAGGAAGCAUCUCCAGCAGUGUUUCUGUACCGGCAAAGCCUGAAAGAAGACCUUCACUGCCACCUUCCAAACAGGCAAAUAAGAAUUUAAUUUUGAAAGCAAUCUCUGAAGCCCAGGAAUCGGUUACAAAAACAACCAAUUACUCCACAGUUCCACAGAAACAGACGGUUCCAGUUGCACCCAGAACUCGAGUUGCCCAGAAUGAAACUCAGUUAGAAGUAAUCCAUGUGCAGACCCGACCAUCUAGACCAUGCUCGCAGACUCAGGCAGAAGAACUAAAAGACCAGACAAUAGAAGGAAUUCAAGAAACUGAACAAAAGCAGCUGUUUUCUCGGCUCCAGAUUGACCCUUAUGUUGAAGAAACUUUGCAGAUGGCUCAAGGUUAUUAUGAUGUGGAGUCUGUGGUCCACACAGACACUAGAUCGUUUAUUCUGAAGAAGCCGAAGCUGUCUGAGGAAGUAAUGCCACAGAACCCGGAACUGGGGAAAAGGGCUGCAGAAGCCAUGCAGGCACUGUCAGGACGUCUCAUACAGACACGAGAACAGCCUGCACAGCCAGAAAAGCCUCCUAGUCCCAAGUUCAUAGUGACACUGGAUGGUGUCCCCAGCCCACCAGGGUACGUGUCUGAUCAGGAGGAGGAAGAGCUGUGUAUAACUGAAGGACUGAAACCAGUUACCCAACAUUCAGUCACAAGCAAGGGAUUAAAAAUCCCUCGAGCACAGCAGAUGCAAGUUGUAACCAGACAGCUGGGGAGCCCUGAAGUGGAGAUAGAGCAAAUGAGUGUGCCACAGAAACAGGAGAAGGUGCUUGAGCGUUGCAAGUACUGGCCUGCUUGUAAGAACGGAGAUGAAUGUGCAUACCAUCACCCCACGCUGCCGUGCAAAGUCUUUCCCAAUUGCAAAUUUGCUGACAAAUGCCUGUUUAUCCACCCAAACUGUAAAUACGAUGCCAAGUGCACCAAGCCAGACUGCCCCUACACCCAUGCCAGCCGACGCACCCCAUUGCCACCUCCAAAACCAGCACCACUGCCGGCACUGCCUGUGUCCUCCAGCAGCCUGCUCUGCAAAUUCUUCCCUGCUUGUAAGAAAAUGGAAUGUCCAUUUUACCACCCCAGGCAUUGUAGAUUUAACACGCAGUGUACAAGACCAGAUUGUACGUUCUACCAUCCAGCUGUUGCCGUACCUCCACGCCAUGCCUUGAAGUGGACUCGAAGUCAAGCUAGUGAAUAAUUAUGAUACAACUUGUGGAUAAAAGUUACCACCUUUGGACAGAGUGGAGAGGAACAUUCACUAGAAGGAAAAGAGGAUGCUACAGAACUUUACACAAUAUGAACUUUGAAUAUAUAUUGUUUUCAUAAGACAAAUUUGAUUGCAUAUUUGAAAUGUCUCUAAUUUUUCCAAGUUUGUAAGUUUAAUAGCUGGUUUUACAUUUUUUUACACUGUAAAGAGAAAAUGUCUGUGUAGGGAAAGGUUUUACUUUAAAUUCCAUUAAAAAGUUUCAAGGCACA